Messenger RNA from Alternaria atra, 1908 nucleotides. RefSeq lists its product as uncharacterized. The record is from RefSeq and is a predicted model, not a curated record. The transcript has 6 exons. Bases 1 to 1908 code for a protein of 635 amino acids. NCBI's taxonomy places the organism in Eukaryota, Fungi, Ascomycota, Dothideomycetes, Pleosporales, Pleosporaceae.
AUGCCGAAAGUGUUUAGAUAUUUGAAAACUGCUCUUUCGCCUAGUAUCGGAACUGCAUCGCCUCGAGAGUCAGUAGACGACAAUAACGCGUCGCGCAAGGCAUCGUUUACUUCUUCGGCCGACGACACAUGGCUUCCAGAUUUUGAUCCGCUCACAGUCUCGGCGUUCGAGCUUUCGGAACUUCUGAAUGCGCAGGCUCUUACAAGUGUACAGAUUGUACGGAUGUAUCUGAAAGAGAUUGAAUUGCACAACAGAAGAGGAAGACAAUUACGCGCAUUGAUUUCGGUGGCGCCAAAGCAUGAAGUGUUGAAGAUAGCGAGGAAGCUCGACGAAGAACGAGCAAGAGGCAAGAUAAGAGGUCCAUUACACGGUAUUCCAAUAGUACUGAAGGACAACAUUAUGACCGAUGAGAAACUAGGAAUGGACACCACAGUGGGGUCGUAUGCUUUCGUAGGCUGCAUACCAAAGAAAAGCGCAACCAUCGUUCAACGACUGAUCAAACGAGGCAUGAUCAUCAUUGGUAAAUCUAACCUAACCGAAUUCUGCGGCCUCAAAAACCCUUCGAUGCCCCCAGGAUGGUCUGCAGUGGGCGGACAAUGUCAGUCACCGUACGUGUCAAGACACAUUGAGAAAAGAAAGCUACAUUGGGAACUUUCUGCGCCAGGAGGAUCUUCGACCGGAUCCGCAGUCGCAGUAGCUUCAGGUUUCAGCACUCUUGCCAUCGGAACAGACACUAUCGGAUCUCUGAUCACGCCGGCAAACCGUGCAGCUCUUUACGCUUUGAAGCCCACAGCUGGCGUGGUGCCAAUGGACGGAAUCUUCAAUCUGAGUAAAACAUUCGACGCCGUUGGAGGCAUGGCCAAAUCUGCGAAAGACCUUGUAGCGCUAAUGGACGCCAUGAUGGUUCCCACCAACCGCGAAGAAAACACGAGAAGCCCACACAGAUCGUUCAAGAUCAAGCCAGACUUCGGGUCGCUCCGUAUCGGCAUAUGCGAGCCGACCAUCUGGAAAGCGUGGCGUAAAAGCGGGCGGAUCAAUGCUGACGCCGAGCGGUUCAUGAUACAAAAAUAUGACAUGAUUGUUCAGAGCAUGAUCGAGAUGGGAGUCGAUGUCGUGUAUCCGGUGGAGUUACCGAACCAAUCGAGCUUGACUAUCGAUGGCAAGAACUGCUUUGAGCCUGUCGUGUACUCUGAAUUCAAGGAUUGUCUUGCAGAAUUUAUUCGCGACUUCAGGAUCACGAAGAUACACUCUUUGGCCGAGAUCAUUAACUUCAACCUGGAUCACCCCGAGCUGUGCCUACCACCAACAUGUCCGGAUCAGAACGAUCUAAUGGCUGCCCUGCAGUCUAGCACCAAGCGCGAAGAGGUCAACGCCGCACGGCAACAUCUUCAAACCGCCAGCGGACCUGAAGGUCUCGAUUUCCUCUUUGCUACGAAACAACUCGACCUCAUUGUUGCUCCCGGCGAUGCACCUCUCUCUACACUCGCAGCAGCAGCCGGCUAUCCAACUGCCGCGUGCCCACUCUCCGCCCUCAAGCUCAACGGCCAACCUUUCGGCAUUACCUUGGCCUCACGUCCACACACCGAACAUAUACUCCUUCACUUCCUGACCGCCUAUGAGAACAUCUUUCCACCACGCGCACUACCAAUGCCUCUUUCGUCAGUACCUUUGCAAGAUCCGAAUCCUGAACCUUUACCAGACCAGCCGAUUGUUGAUUUGAUACUGCAUGAAUGGGACACACGGAGAUUCAGUUGCAGUGCCGAUGCGCUUGCAGAUUGGCUGAAUGCGCGAUGGCGGAAGAGCGGUUAUGAAUUGAGUGCAGAGACGAUCUGUGAAGUGCUGCGAAGUAAUGGUCGAAUUGCGUUCAGAGGCUUGGGUGACGAUGCCGAGGGCGCAUUUUCGAGAUGA